AUGAGCAAACUAUUUGAAGAACAGCUCAAAUCUCUGGUGGUAUCAUUCCUCCUCACUCAAUCUCCUGUCAGCAUGCGUACCAACUCCCCGGCAGUCACUAAAAAGUCCGUCCCCUCGACCCCCAAUCGUUCUUCAAGGUCUCAGCUUUUUGGACCUUCCUCCCCUCCUCCUCCUGUCCGAACUUAUGGAAGAAGAUCGAGGAAUCGUUCGCAGCCCAGUACACCCUCCCAAAUCCGCACUACUUCAUCUUCGAGUACGCCUUCACGCCGUAAUGCUCCGGCCUCAUCUACUUCGACUGCACCCAGUCUUCAUCUUCCCAGCUUAGCGUUAGACUAUGAAGAACCAGUUCUCCUUCCGGCUACACCUCCGCAUUCUCUCAACUCUGCCGCAUCUUUCUCGGGCUCUUCAGGUGCAAUUGCUCACAAUGUCGACUUGACGUUCUCUGGUCCGCUCCUCGUCAUCGGCGAUACCGCCGCUCCGACCUGGCUGCUACUUAGCUCCUCUCUCUCUACUCUCGCUCUCCGGGGACUAACGGCGUAA
Messenger RNA from Lentinula edodes (shiitake mushroom), 540 nucleotides. RefSeq lists its product as uncharacterized. The record is from RefSeq and is a predicted model, not a curated record. The transcript is spliced from 3 exons. NCBI's taxonomy places the organism in Eukaryota, Fungi, Basidiomycota, Agaricomycetes, Agaricales, Omphalotaceae. The coding region runs from base 1 to 540 and encodes 179 amino acids.